AUGACCUCGCCUGAGCCCUAUAGUCUAGGUACACUAAAUAACUCUCCAUUAGCCGGUGAUGGUAGCGACUUUCCUUGCAAACUGCGCGCUAACGCGUUCGAGGCCCCUCGGACUGAAACAACGAUUGGAGUGGGCCAAUCGCAUCAGCUGAUAUUCAAGGGAAGUGUCACGCAUGGAGGAGGCUCAUGCCAGAUCAGUCUGACCAAGGAUCUUGAGCCAUCUAAGAGCUCAGAGUGGAUGGUAAUUACGUCCUUUAUUGGUGGAUGUCCGGCCAAUGUGGAUGGUAAUCUCCCCAGUGACCCCUCUCGGAUCGAGAAAUACCCAUCCAACUUCACCAUUCCUCACAAUAUCACGCCCGGCAAAUACACACUGGCCUGGACCUGGUUUAACCGCCUUGGAAACCGCGAGAUGUACAUGAAUUGUGCACCUAUCACGGGGGGCGCUGUUAAGUCCAUCGAGCGCUCAUCCACCCUCCCUGCCAUGUUCGUGGCGAACGUGAACGGCUGUACCACCACCGCAGGCAUUGAUAUCAAAUUCCCUGAACCUGGCGAAAGUGUCGAAUUUAAUGGACAGCCUGCUAACCUUGCAUCUGAUGAACAGCCUGCCUGUACUGGCGUCUCGACAUUUGGCGUCCGUCCUUAG
This is a messenger RNA of Penicillium antarcticum, 642 nucleotides long. RefSeq lists its product as uncharacterized. The record is from RefSeq and is a predicted model, not a curated record. NCBI's taxonomy places the organism in Eukaryota, Fungi, Ascomycota, Eurotiomycetes, Eurotiales, Aspergillaceae. The transcript is spliced from 2 exons. The coding region runs from base 1 to 642 and encodes 213 amino acids.